Molecule: messenger RNA, 492 nt
Organism: Saccostrea cuccullata (small rock oyster)
Lineage: Eukaryota; Metazoa; Mollusca; Bivalvia; Ostreida; Ostreidae
Exons: 4
Coding region: 50-481 (143 amino acids)
Source: RefSeq, a predicted model, not a curated record
AAGAGAUUAUGAUCUACAUAACAUCUAGGUCUGUAAGACAACGAGAAAGAUGUACCGUCUUGUGACUGUUCUCGUGUUUCUAGUCGGUUUGUCUUCAGGGGCAAUAAAUAACAUAGAAUGCACCCACGGCCAUCACCGUCACCAUGCCCGGGGGACGGGAUACUACCCAGCGGACGAUCCCAUUGAAGGGGGAUUUGUGGAUAUGCGUGAUCACAAGUUACAAACACUACAGGAUUAUCUUGAGGGACGAGUUCAUCACGUAAGUGUUGCUAUGGAUAACCACGCAGGGAUUCCCUAUGGAACUCAUGUUUGCAUCCCCGAAUUGAAUAGGAAGUACAACAGAUUCAUCGAUUUCAUUGUUGUGGAUACAGGGCCCGCUUUUUAUGGAAAGGGAUACAGCAGAAUAGACAUAUGUUGUCGUACUGAGCACGAUACCUUUGACAACACCAUUAAUGGACCUCUCACUCUUGUAUUUCAUUAAAUUAAUAUGAU